UAAAAUAAAAUUACGUAGUGGAUUUCGGCGUUUUUUUACAGGAUUAAAGACAAGGAACAUAUUUACUCUAGGGAGCUUGAUUAAAGCCGUCAUCUGCCGAACGAAUAUCUAUCAAUGACUGCACGUUUCAUACAAUCGAGUGAAUCGCGUUUUUUCUUAGAGAGUUUCGCUAAGCUGCGUAGUACAACUACACUGUCCAUUUUCCAAUAAAUGCAAUUUUUGAUUUUUCCCUGUGGUGUAAUUCCCAUUACAAAAAUUAAUAAAGCCUAAACGAAUUAAAAUAUUACUCUUUUGUGAUGAGUAGUAAAUUGCAAAGAAUUUUUUUCUUCUAAUAAUUUCUGGGAAUCAUUAUUGAAUUAUGGAACAUCAACAUGAUGUUGUGGGUCUUAUAUCCAUAUUGUUGGAUUCUGAAAAAUACAAAGAAGCAUUGAGAAUUCCACUUGAGGAGAGGUACAUUCAAAGUUUCAAAGAUAAUUGCUGGGAUUUGAUAUCAAAUAUAAUCAAUAAAAUCAAUAACGAUACAAUAACACUAAAACCAUCACUAUAUGGUGCUUGUGAAGAACUGCUGUCAAUAAUAAUUGAUAAAGCAACACCUGAAGAAGCUUUACUAGAAUUCAUAGAACAAAUAGAGGUUGCUAAGAAUGAUGCUCAAUUUAGUAUCAUAUUGAAACCAUUGCAACAGUUGCUUAAAAAAUUAAUAUGUAAAAGAGGUAGGUCAUUGGAAUGGUGCUUAAAUUCAAUAAGCACUUACAUAGAGGCUAUUCCAAUCCCAGACCAUAAUUUAGAGGGGAAGGAGAGAAUCUUAAUGGAUAGUGAUGAUAAUAUCAGAAGAAUCAUAAGAGUAUACUCAUUAUUACCACCAUUUUAUAAACCAUUCAUCAACGAAAUGGCUCCAAUUGACAGUAAUAAGAAGACACCUCAAAUUAUAGCAUCAUUUCUUAUAAGCCUUCUUGGCAAACCAUUAAUAUACAUAGAUCUAGAUCCUGGGUCAAAUUCUAAUGGAGAAGCUCGUCUUUGUUGUUCUACUAUUCUUAGUGAUAUAUGUUUGCUUGUAAAAAACAUACUGAAACUUUUACCAUAUUUAGAAGAUUGUUAUACAGAAGUUAAAAAUAACACAACAAGGAAAACAAACAUAGAUGAUGAUGUUGACUUAAAACCAUUUGAUCACACAGAGAAAAUAAACAUAACUACACUCUCGGGAUUAUUUUAUGGAAUAUUUUCAACUCACUUUGAAGUACCUGACUUGGCAAUUCCCCAAGUUUAUUCUUCUCAAUAUAUAGUUCACUCAGUCUUGCCGGCAGUGAUUCAUCUCCUUCAAUUUAUAGAUUGUGGUCCACAAGCAAAAGGCAUAUUUUUGUGUGAGAAUCUACUUACAUAUUAUCCCAAUAAUAUGUCACAUUCAAUACUAUCAAUUCCGGUUCAUUAUGAUUUAUGCAAGAUACUAAUUAAUGUUUCAAUAUACUCUUAUUAUGAAACUUUACGUAAACAGGCUGUUAAGUUGAUCAAAGCUCACAUUAGUAAAUUUAACUACAAGGGCAGAAAUAUGUUAAUAAAGUAUAUAAUAGACAAUGCAAAUCAUUCUGGUAUGAUUGGUUAUGCUAUAACAUUAUAUAAAAACUCAUUAGAUGAAGCAUUUCAAAAUAAAUGCCUACCAGAUUGUUUCACUGGUACACAUUUUAAUAGCAUGCUAAAGAAGUUUUGCCAUCUUCCACAUGGAGAAGAAUCAGACUUGAUGGAAUUGGCUGAUCAGAUCAUUACAACACUGAACUUCUUAAGAUAUAUUACAUUAAAAGAUACUAAUAAUGUCACUGGAAUAAGGGAAUGUUUUUCUUCAAUUCAAAAUGAUUUCCUAGAAAAGCUUCGAAUGGGACUCAACAUGUCUAAAGCUCAUUAUGAGGCAAAAUUAAAAGAAAUAGAAAAUAAACAUGGAUCCAAAAAACAAACUAAUGUAGCAAUUAGUAUAGGAGGAAAUGUGCUUGAUAAAAUACCAAAGCAAAAUAAGAAAGCUAUAAUAAAUUCUGCACUUAAUGCUUUUCAUCUAAUUGAAGGCCUUAUAGGUCGAUUAAGUGAAUGUAUCACAAUUAAUAAAUCACUGUUAAAGAAUUAAUAUCUAAUGCAUUUAAAUUUAUCAUUUAAUUUUGUAAUAAAUAUGUAUUUCAAUU
Leptidea sinapis is the source of this 2162-nucleotide messenger RNA. RefSeq names its product ubiquinone biosynthesis protein COQ9, mitochondrial-like (gene Coq9). The record is from RefSeq and is a predicted model, not a curated record. Gene Ontology annotation, molecular function: ubiquitin-protein transferase inhibitor activity; lipid binding. Gene Ontology annotation, cellular component: mitochondrial inner membrane; cytoplasm. The transcript is spliced from 2 exons. Lineage: Eukaryota; Metazoa; Arthropoda; Insecta; Lepidoptera; Pieridae. Bases 359 to 2107 code for a protein of 582 amino acids. Gene Ontology annotation, biological process: ubiquinone biosynthetic process.